GGUACCGGGAACCAUUCUUCGUCUGACCGCAGGACGGUGCGCAGCAUUCGCUGAAUUCUGAAUUGUCGCGGAGUUGGUCCUUCGCAAGUCGAUCUAUCCGCUUGCGCUUGGUUCUGUCAGUGACUAGAAACACCUGGUUGUUGUCGGUAACUGGUUAGUGCGCGACCUCCGGAACUACUUAACAGAUUAUACACACAUAGCUGGACACUGUCGGGAAUAGUGUUCUCUUAUUCAAUUGGAUAUUGUGACUUUUUGAGGACUUCAGAUUAGUUGGCUUUGAAUGGACUUGUUGAGCUGAAUCCCUCUGGAAUUUAAUCUGUUUGAGGUAAAUACCAGUUGUCAUCUUGAAUCAGCUUCCUCAUUAGAUAUUUGGCCAAAAGCAUUUCCAAAGUCAACAUCCAUUGCAUGAAUGCAUUCAUUAAAACUCAAAUUGUUGGUGUGAAGAUCAACGGUACCAUGUGAUGUGAGAGAACCAUAAGAUGUUUGGCAACACCACAGUCUCAUCAAGAAGUAGCUCUAGCAGGAGUGGAAACAGCUAUGGAAGAAACUCAUCGAUGCCCUCUCUUCGUAUGCACAACCCCCUGUCGCCCAAAACGUCUUAUAACCCCCUCUUCAGGCAUUCGGAGCAGUUGACAAGUUUCGACGCGUCCAACUUCGUUCUUCAGGAUGAAAAAUGCAAAAGGUUGGAAAAGAAGCGUACGUACCUUAGAAGAUACAAUUCUCACGAGUCGAGCUAUAGUUUCGACAUAAUCAAAGGCGACUCCCAUGAUAACACACCGGAUUCGACAAAAAGUAGAGUUGGAAGUAUCGAGGAGUCGCAUUCUUCUUCUGCAGACAGAAGGAAUGAUAAGGAGUUCAGUGCCAGGGAUUUUCUGGAAAGAUAUUCCCUACCUAGAGUAGUGAAGAUUGAUGGUGGUGAACCCCUACUGUUGUACAGGAGUUUCGAUAGUUUUACCAAGAUUCAAGCAAAGGCUGUGUUUUUCAAAAAAGGAAAAGAGAAAAUCGACGAAAACCUCCUGCACUUUCCAGAGGGUUACUCAGGCUGGUUUUCCCUUCUUAAUGAAAAAGGAGAAAAGCAUGCUGUGGCGCAUUCUUCCAUCCUGCAUCUGGUGAGGGAGCAAGUGUGUUCGUUUUUAGCAGUUCAACCAUUUAGUGCGUAUGCGACGCAAUCAACUGAUCCGGCAGACGUCGAUGGAAAGCUUGCUUAUUUCAAAACCCAGGUUCCAGGUGGUCAAUUAUUUCAGUUAAGAGCAGUGUUCCAACACCAGGAACGAUCAGAUGGAAGUCGAAAAAGUUCAACUAGGUCUUCAAGGAUAUCGAGGUCAUCCAGGGACAGAGAUCUGGCUAACAGAUACGCUCAGCUUGUCAGUCAAACGAAUCAGGAAUUGUACGUACCACUGACAACCAAAGGUGAAUUUUAUGAAACCCAUACGUCCCUAAAGUCUCGACUCUGUUUCCCGGGCAUGUUGGACAAAACAGGACCUCUAGCCUUAGAUAAAGACUGUCUUUAUAAAAUAUCUCACUUGCUGAGAAGGGUACCCCUGCCAGUCAAAGUGAAACUUUUGCACGGUUCCUUACCAGAUGGUAUACCAAAGGAUUUUACAGAUACCUUCUGUUUGGAGAAGAAAUUCCGAGAACCCCUUCUGGUUACCUGCACGUUACCUCCACCAUGGUCGGAUACUCCACAUAAAAUAAGCUGUUACAACAUGAAUUCCAAAAUUAAAAUUGCUAAAUUCACCUUCGGUUUCGACUCCGAAAACAGACUUUUCAAAUCUCAAAGAGUGCAAUCAGCCUUGGCCUUCUGCCACAAAAACGUGGAGACUUGGUAUAAAGAUGUGAAAUUAGUUCCUAAUGUAGAAGAGAAAUACGAAGAAGAAGUAGAUGUGAGAACGAGAAAGUUAGAGGAAGAAAUUUGCGCAGACUGUAAGAAAACCAGACAGCAGUGCGAUGAAACAGAAUGCACUGCCAAAAUUGAGAAUAUAACCAAUAGCGAAAACAAGCAAAUCAUAACUAAAGAAGUGAUGAAUAAAUUUCCUAAACCAAAAAAAUGGUAUCAACAUUUCAAACUGUUGAACACGAAUAACGAAGAAGGAUUCGAAGAGUUGAAAGACCCGAUGGAUGGUAUAGAAAAGAGAAGGAGUAUCGAUAGGUACAAGGACAUGUCGAAACUCAUCGAGGAAAAACUAGGAAGGAAGGGAUACAACCCAGUGAAAAAAUCGGCAAGUUUCAUGUUUUCAACCAAACGUAUCGACUGCGAAGCUGCACAAAAGAAUUCUAAUAAUCCUGCUCUACUGAAAUGCCAGAGUUUAGAUAGCCAAUUGUAUCCAUUGGCGGAAGAAACCAACGAGAAAUGUGGAACGUCAAAAUCGAAUAAGUCAGACAACUUGAGCUACGAAUUUCAGAUGUGUAUCUUAGACUCAAGUACUAGUUCUGGAGAACGGAAAGGGAAGCAAGAAGUCAAUAUCAUUCGUAAAAAUCAGUUUUCCAACGAUAUCAAGAGGAUAAACAUAGAAAAUAGAGUUCCGGGAGGAUUGGAAGGAGGAAAACUGAAGAAAACCAAACCAGAUCUUAUACCAACGUUACCAAAGGAAGAUAUAGUACCGAAUUCUUUCAUAACUGAACGACUUUGUGCAGAAUUCCACGUGAAAACCAAAGUACAAAAGAAAGCGAGUAACAAAUUAGAAACGGGAAUAGGUAUCACCAAGUAUCAAGUUCAUCCUAAAAAAAUUCCUAGUAAUCCUCCCCAGAAGGAGGAAUAUAAAGUAUCAAGAGUGUUACUGAACGUGGAUGACAUUCCUUAUAGUCAUGUGGCAGACGAGGUUUGUAGUUCUCCAUCAGGGAAAAUGGAGAAUAUUUAUGCAGAAAUCUGCGAAACCGAUACUCAGAUGUGCAAUAAAUGUGAUAAUAGAAACUGUGAAUGCAUGAGGACUAAAAGUACCCAAUACUGUUAUGUAAAAUUAGGUUCGAAUGGGGACAGUGUUACACAAUCUGACUCUGACGAUGCAAUUUAUAAUACGUUAAGAUGAAAUUUGUGAAUAUAUAUAGUUUAUGUAUCUAUAGCUACCACUUCCGAAAUCAUUAACUUACCAAUUGUAAAAAUAAAAUUUAUUCGAUAAAUGA
Molecule: messenger RNA, 3120 nt
Organism: Harmonia axyridis
Lineage: Eukaryota; Metazoa; Arthropoda; Insecta; Coleoptera; Coccinellidae
Gene: B4
Exons: 7
Coding region: 480-3026 (848 amino acids)
Source: RefSeq, a predicted model, not a curated record